This is a messenger RNA of Myotis brandtii (Brandt's bat), 1439 nucleotides long. RefSeq names its product G-2 and S-phase expressed 1 (gene GTSE1). The transcript is spliced from 9 exons. Gene Ontology annotation, molecular function: microtubule binding. The record is from RefSeq and is a predicted model, not a curated record. Gene Ontology annotation, cellular component: cytoplasmic microtubule; microtubule cytoskeleton. Lineage: Eukaryota; Metazoa; Chordata; Mammalia; Chiroptera; Vespertilionidae. Bases 23 to 1099 code for a protein of 358 amino acids.
CAGAGUUUCUGGUAGCACCGGGAUGGAAGGAGGCGGCAGCGGCGGGCCCCCAGCCAGCGAGGCAGGAGGAGCAGAGACGGAGGUUCCCAGGAAGGAUGACGUCCUUCUUCUGGCCGAUGAAAAGUUUGACUUCGACCUGUCGCUGUCGUCUUUGAGUGCAAACGAAGACGAUGAGGUCUUUUUUGGGCCCGUUGGGCACAAGGAGAGGUGUGUCGCCGCCAACCUGGAGCUCGGCCGCCCAGGUCCAAGCCCCCCACAGCCUCCUUCGUCGGCGUCAGAAAGUCCCUUCCGCUGGAGCCCUCUCGCCGGGGAGAAGUUCGUGGAAGUUUACAAGGAAGCGCGCCUCCUGGCCCUGCAGAUCGAGAGCAGCAUUUCGAUGCUUUACUCGGGGGUUAGCAGGGGCCUGUCCUGGGAGGUGGCAGUGGACAGGGGUGCUGGUGGGCGGUCGGCCAGCGCCGGAGCUGCGGUCCUGGAGCCUCCAAAAGAGAAGCCGGCCAGUCCUUCCAGGAUGAAAAUCCCACACGAGAAGGAACCCCAUGGGGACAGGCCCCCCGACAAGGCCAGGGCUGCCCGGGAUGCCACCACCCUGCCAGCCAGCCGAAGCCACUUGGUCCAGGGCAAGCGAUCGCUCCCUGCUCCAAACAAGGUGACGGUGCGACGCCCAGGUUCUCUGGGGCACGGAGGCUGCAGUCCUGCACGUCGGCGGGGAGGCCUGCCCACGCCCGCCGGCCGUCGGCUCUCUGGCCUCCCAUUGGUGACCCCUAGCACCGUGCCCAGGACCCUGGCUUCUCCCCUGUGCGUGUCCACUCGGCAACUGUCGUCUGAGCCCCGGAGGACGUCUGCAGGGAGAAGCACCGGGCGCCCCCUCGGCGACCCCCCUCUCAUCGACCUGAGCCUCACCCCAGAGGCUCCCGUGGCUUCGGGACCUGGAAGUCGGCCUCUGCUCGACCUCCUGGCGAACACCCCAGACACAGACAGGAAAGCCAUGGCCAAGCCGCUCUCCGGGGUGGGACAGCUCAUAGACCUGUGCUCGCCGCUGAUCCAGCUGAGCCCCGAGGCCAACAAGGAGAACGUGGAUUCGCCGCUCCUCAAGUUCUGAGGGCAGAGCCGCCUUCACCUCCGUCUCUGCUGUGAGCACACACCGUCCUCACGUGGCUCCAGCCCUCAGACACCGUUUUAGGAGAAAUUAUAUUGGAAAAAAGUUUCAAAACCUCAGGGAAAUUCCUCGGGGGUGGGGCUGUGGGAUGGGGCGUCGGCCACCUGCGGUCACUACCGCCCUCCCUGCGCGGUGCCUGUCCGAGUCCACAUGGACUUUAUGAAUCUUUUUUAUGUAAAAUAGCAAAUGACUAUUUUAAGAACUAAGUUUGUAUAAAAGUUAAGUAUUCUAGGUUUAAGUUAAAUUGUAAAAUAAGCGAAGAUAUAUUAAAGCAUAUCUUGGU